Messenger RNA from Ornithodoros turicata, 2596 nucleotides. RefSeq lists its product as uncharacterized. The record is from RefSeq and is a predicted model, not a curated record. The coding region runs from base 621 to 2537 and encodes 638 amino acids. The transcript is spliced from 6 exons. NCBI's taxonomy places the organism in Eukaryota, Metazoa, Arthropoda, Arachnida, Ixodida, Argasidae.
ACAAUUUUCGGUAAUUUUUUACUUGUAAUCGAUUACUUUUUCCGCGAAGGUUUAGUCAAAAAAUCCAAACUGGAGAGGUGUUUGACUUUCCAAUAAGUGACUCACGUAGUGGCAUGCCACAUAUGUCGCCUCCUGGAGAAUUCCCAAAAUCCCUAUGGAACGGCUCCGAAGUAGGCCAUAAGAACUUGGUAGAUAAUAACCAGGCAUCCUGGAAAGUGUGUUGAACAUUUCUUUUUUCUUUUUGGGGUCAUUACUUUGGGACGUUUCAGUGAUGAAAGCACAAAGGAGGCUAUGUGGUUCUGUGGUGCUGGUUGUGCGUACUCCUUACAAAGGAGCCUUGUGUCGUUCUGUGUGCCUCUAGUCCGGCGUCUUCUGGGAAUACGAACAAAGUAGGUUGCUCAGACACUAGGAACACCGGGGGCAACUGCAAGACCUCUUGCUUAUUGAGUCAUUGGGUUGGGGGUUCCAUCAAUGACACACUCAGGGGAUUAAGCCAGACAACAGUGCUGCUAUUCGUCAGUUCUUGGAGGGUCAACCGCUUAAAGAUGGACGUGCCCACGGAGUUGGAAGAGGAGACAGCGUGAUUGUCACUUGCUGGCUGGUUACUCUUGAGUACAGUAAUGGCAAGUUCUCCCAACUUAUCGCCAUGGCCGCAGCUGUCGGAGUUGUUCGCUGUAGUCGGAGAAAAGGGUGAAAAUAAUUUGCUUUUCAAAUGCGUCUUAUGUCAGCCGAAGGAGAAGAUUUUGUCCUGUGCAAGGUCAACACAUUCAAACCUAAAGAAGCACAUCAAGGCGCAACAUGAUCUGCACCUGGCCACGUUCGAGCGCUUGUCGAAGAAGAGAUCAAGGGUGGCAGAGGAACCCGAAGACGUCGAGACGGCGAUGGCGAAACAACCGAAGCUCAGCUUUGCCCAAGCCGCCGUUCCCCAGCAAACGGUCGACGACGCGAUAGUUGCUUUUGUCGUGGACACCAUGCAGCCUUACUCUGUGGUGGAGGCGCGAAGCUUUGUAAAUUUAGUCAAGAGUUUAGCUCCCCAUUCUACCGUAGUGACUCGAAGAAUGCUCACCACGCGCAUUUCAGACAGCUACGACACAAUGCAAGACAGAUUAGUGUCGACGCUGGAGAAGGCCUCCCAUGUGGCGGUCACCGCUGACUGUUGGACGACAUUUCGACGAGCCUACCUGGCAGCGACAGUGUCUUGGCUGAACCCCGAAAGCCUUGCGAGGAAGUCAGCUGUUCUGGUCUGCCGGCGAAUGCAAGGCAAGAUAUCGUAUGAUCGGAUCGCGGAUGUUCUUGGUGAGACGUUCGAACGCUUCGCACUGCACGGAAAGAUUACCAAAGUUGUUACGGACAACGGCAGCAAUUUUGUGAAAGCCUUCAGGGUACUCGGAGAGGCUGCCGAACCGAAAGCGGAGGACGACGACUUGGCAGCGGAGGCGGUGGACGUCACUGCACUGUUCGACGGAAUGGCUGAUGGCGACGUACACGGGCGUGUGCGCCUUCCACCUCACCAGCGGUGUUCGGCGCACACAUUGAACUUAGUGGCCACUGUGGAUGCGUCAAAGGCCGAACGGCAUGAAAUGUUUUCUAGGCCACUGGGUUCAGUACUUCGUACCUGCCGGGCUAUAUGGAACAAACAAGGCCAAUCUGCUGUGGCGGCGGAAACAAUUCAGCGAUAUUGCGGGCGCGCAUUGGUAAGGCCCGUCAGCACGCGCUGGAAUUCCUUCUUCGACGCCAUGCGUUGCCUGCUGGAAUUGGACAACGCAGGGAAGGAUCUCGACGGCCUCUGCAGAACCCUUCAGGUUUCCCCCUUCCAGCGCCCGCGAGACCUGCACUUCAUAAAGGAGUAUUGUGCUGUCAUGAAGCCCGUGGCGUGCGCCAUCGACGUGCUCCAAAGAGAGGAUAUCUCUCUAGGGUAUUUGCUGCCAACGAUUACUGUGCUAAAGAAGCGCCUGGAGCACUUGGCUAUGUCCGGGCUGAAGUUCUGCUCUCCUCUUGUUCAUGCGCUCCUGGAGGGCAUUCAAACCCGCUUCGACCACAUGUAUGACGACCGGGAACUGCUGCUAUCAACUGUCGUGAUCCCACGGUUCAAAGAUCGGUGGGUGGACGACGAGUCAAGGCGACGGGAGCUCGUGGAACUUCUGACUGAAGAGGUGAAUCGCCCUUGCUACUACGCGUGUGACCACAAGCAGCACGAUGCUUCAAGCACUCACGGCAGCACCACACGUCUGGCUGAGGAGGAAGAGGAGGACGACUAUUUCACGUUCGCCUUGCCCCUGGAAAAGGAGGACCAGGGCGUUGUGGUCUCGCGAUACCUCGCUUCUUCUGCUAGUGGUUCUAUGAUCUCACUGUUGGCGGACCACCCAACCAUCCGACAAGUUUACCUGAGGUACAACACGGCGGUUCCAACAAGUGCCGCCGUUGAACGAGUAUUCAGCGUGGCGGCGGACAUUUUGACAAGAAAGCGUGGGAGGCUGGCCGAUGUCAACUUUGAGAAACAGCUUUUGCUGAAGCUGAAUAGGACCAUCAAUUGUUAAGCAAUUUGUCCUUUGUUGUAUAAAGUGUUGUCGUAAAGUGCCUGACAUGUGUAUUGACU